AUGUCCAACCCCAAGGCGAUGCAGCUGAUGCAAAAGGCGCAGGCGAACCCAAAGGUUCUGGCGGCGCUGCAGGACGUGCAGGCGCAAGGCUUCUCGCCGGCGGCUCUCGCGAAGUACUCGUCGGACCCCGAGCUGAUGGCGCUACUGACAGAGUUCCAGGAGGUGAUGCGGUGA
Molecule: messenger RNA, 174 nt
Organism: Emiliania huxleyi CCMP1516
Lineage: Eukaryota; Haptophyta; Isochrysidales; Noelaerhabdaceae
Exons: 1
Coding region: 1-174 (57 amino acids)
Source: RefSeq, a predicted model, not a curated record